AUGGCCUCCAUUACUAACACCUUCUCUUUUCACUUCCUCUUGCUCAUUCUCAUUUCUCUGUCCCUCCAACCACAUGCUAGGGAGAGCAAGUUCUUCACCAAGUUCACUCGUAAUUUUUCUAAUGCACCAACAAUUGUGUUGUCACCGUCACCGGCACCAGCACCGGUGUUGGUUCCGGUAAUUGAGUCAGUCCUGGCACCAGACCUAGCACCGGGACUGGCUCCAGCACCGGCACCAGCUGAGGAAGAAAAUGGUUAUGGUCUUUAUGGUCAUGGGUCGAGUGAGUCUUCCUCGGAGGAAUUCUACUCAACCAAUGAAACCCCGGAGAAAAAGGAGACUUUUGGUGUUGAUGAAUUCAAAUCGGAAACGGAGACUCCGUUUGAGAAGUUGCUAAGUAGCGAGAGUUACUCUAAUGGUAAUAAUGGUUAUUCGAGUAACAAUGGGAAUGGCUACUCUAGCUCGGUGAAUGAGAACAAUGGCUACAACAAUAACGAAAAUGGUUAUGAUGGCUACAACAAAAAUGAGAAUAGCUACGUGGUGUCUGAAAACAAGAUCAAUGGCUACAACCAAAAUACGUUUAGCAGCAAUGGUAAUGGAUACUCAAACUCGAUUAAUGAGAACAACGGCUACAAGACAGAUAGCUAUAGCGAGAACAACUACAAUAACGACAACGACAACGAUAUGAGCUUUGAAAAUGAGAAAAAUGGCUACAAUGUCAACGGAUACACGAACACGGAAGAAGAAAACAAUGGUUAUAACAACAACAACAAUAAUGGAUAUGUGAUGGGGCAACAAGGAUUGAGUGACACAAGGUUUUUAGAGAAUGGUAAGUACUCAUAUGAUGCAAACAACAAUGGAAAUGACCAUGAAACAAGUUAUGAGGAAGAAGUGAGCGACAAUGGUGAAGUCUAUUAUAGAAAUAAUGAAGAUUCAAAAUAUGAAUUCGACUCCAUGAGGGGCGACAGACAAAGCGGGUAUGUAAAGUGGCACCCAUAA
Molecule: messenger RNA, 996 nt
Organism: Lactuca virosa
Lineage: Eukaryota; Viridiplantae; Streptophyta; Magnoliopsida; Asterales; Asteraceae
Source: the annotation of a GenBank genome assembly